AUCCAAUCUGUUUUCUGCUGAGUGUUGAACGAAACCAUUGUAGCUCCGUCCGCCGGCCACAUCCCGGAACUAUAACCUCUCGCUGCUCCAUUGCUUCAACCUCGGCGUUUGCGUCUGUGUAGCAGCGGGCCGGCAGCUAGCUGUUGUGCUAAUCCAACACCAGCAGCUUUUGAAAGCCGUUUGCACUUUAAAGAACAGUUUUGGCUCUGGUACAUCCAGACAAGGAAUAUUUCGGGGUCAGUCCAAUUUAGACCCACGAUGUCCUUUCCUCCACAUUUAAACCGGCCACUAUUACCCCCUCCUGGGAUACCCCCUCAGUAUGCUGGUUUCCCUGCAGGAGCUCCGAUGAUCCCGGUCCACAUGGGCAUCAUGGCCCCUAAUCCUGUAAUAGUGUCGUCUCUGCCUGUGGUCAGCAAACCUCCAGUCCAUAGGAAGGAUGCUCUCCUCAGAGCCAAAGAUGACGAGGCUGGCCCCACCACCACAGUGUUUGUGGGCAACAUAUCUGAUAAAGCCUCAGAUAUGCUCAUCCGGCAGCUGCUCGCGAAGUGUGGAAUAGUUCUGAGCUGGAAAAGAGUUCAAGGAGCCUCGGGCAAGUUACAAGCGUUUGGUUUUUGUGAGUACAAAGAGCCGGACUCCACUCUACGAGCUCUGCGGCUGCUUCAUGACAUGCACAUUGGGGACAAAAGCCUUCUUGUGAGAGUGGAUCCUAAAACUGAAGCACAGCUGGAUGAGUGGAAGGCCAAGAAGAAGAGCGCUAAUGGGAAAGUGGACUCGGAGAAUGGAAACGAUCAAGAGGAGGUUCUGGAUGAGGAGACCAAAAAGAAGGAUCAGGUCGUCAAAGGUGCCAUUGAUGGAUUAAUGCGGGAAUAUGCUGACGAGCUCAGCGCGCCUUGUCAGGAUGAAGAGUCCUUGCGGCGAAAAAGAAAAAAGGACAAAAAAGAUGAGGAUGACUUGAACACAAUCGAUAUGGAGGAUGACAAGAGAGACCUGAUUACCAGAGAGAUUAGUAAAUUUCGAGACACUCACAAGAAACGUGAGGAGGAGAAGGACAAGCGGGAGAAGGAGCGUCUGGAGUUUGAGCGGGAGAAGCGCGAGCGGGAAAAGGAGCGCGAGCGCGAAAGGGAGCGAAGAGACCGCGAGAAGGAGAAGGAGCGCGAGAGGGAACGCGAGAAGGACAGGGAACGAGAGCGCGAACGGGACCGAGACAAAGACCGCGAGCGCCGGACCAGAGAGCGAGACUGGGAGAGGGACAGAAGUCGAGACAAGAGCAUUGCCCGCAGCCGCUCCAGGGAGAAAAGCCGAGAGCGAGAGAAAAAACGAGACCAAGACGAUGAGGAGGAGGUGCAUGAACGCAGGAGGCUGGAGAGGAAGCUCCGAGACAAAGAAGCAGCCUAUCAGGAGCGCUUAAAAAACUGGGAGCUCAGGGAGAGGAAGAAAGCGCGGGAUUAUGCCAAAGAUGUCGAGAGGGAAGAGGAGCGCCGACGAGAGAUGGUAAAGGAAGGCAAACGGCUAAAAGGCUUCCUGGAAGACUACGACGAUGACAGAGAUGACCCUAAAUACUACAGGGGCAGUGCACUGCAGAAGCGCCUUCGAGACAGGGAGAAGGAGGCGGAGGCGGAUGAGCGUGACAGGAAGAGAGAGAAGGAGGAGCUGGAGAAAAUCAGACAGAGGCUGCUAGACGAGGGACAUCCAGACCCAGACUCGGAGCUACGCAGGAUGGAGGAGGAAGAGGAGGAGCGACUGAGACGACCUCCCAUCGUCCAAGAGCCGGAGCCCGAGGAGCCACGGGAGCAGCGCCAUAGGGCUUCACGGGUCCACCGAGGGGACCGCCGUGAACAAAGAGGGGACCACAGGGAGAACCACAGUGGCCACCAAGACAGACCGGAGCAUCGUCCUCACGGCGCCCACUCGGAGGAUGAGGAGGUCGAGGAGGGCGAAGACAACUAUUACGACGAAGAGGACAAUCCUGAAGUGAAACCCUGCCUCAAGCCCACCAUGAGGCCCAUCACGGCGGCGCCGUCCGUGUCGUCGGCGAGCGGCAACGCGUCGCCCGACACGCCCGGCAACGAGUCGCCGUGCGGCAUCAUCAUCCCACAUGAGAACUCGCCCCCCAACAAGCUGCCUGACGAUGAGAACAGACCCAAGAUCGGCCUGAGCCUCAAACUUGGUGCGAGCGGCAGUCCCAGUCAGCCCAGUGCAGGCAAGAGGAAGAAGCUGCCCGUCGACAGCGUCUUUGGCAAGUUCGACGACGAGGAAGCAGACGAGCAGCCGCGCAAGAGGAAGCUCGUGCCUCUGGACUACGACGACGACAAGAGCCUGGGGGCGGACGGGGCCAAGGGCCCGAACUCGGAGGAGAAGCGCAAACACAUCAAGAGCCUCAUCGAAAAGAUUCCCACGGCCAAGCCCGAUCUGUUCUCUUACCCUCUGGAUUGGUCCAUGGUGGACACGGCGUUAAUGGAACGGCACGUGCGGCCGUGGAUCAAUAAAAAGAUCAUCGAGUACAUCGGAGAGGAAGAGCCCACAUUAGUGGACUUUGUCUGCUCCAAGGUGAUGGCUCACGGCACCCCGCAGGGCAUCUUGGAUGAUGUCGCUAUGGUUCUUGAUGAAGAGGCUGAAGUCUUCAUUGUAAAGAUGUGGAGGUUGCUCAUCUAUGAAACGGAAGCCAAGAAGAUUGGUCUGGUAAAAUAAAAGAAAUGGCGUUCUUCGUUAUAAUGUAUAAUAGAUUGAGGAGAGCUUGGUCAUGGCCCUUGCAACUUGUCCUUAGCUGCCGCGUCACCAUUUUCGUUGUAAAUAAUGUCACUCUCGGGUAAAAUAAUUUCCUGAAAAGGACCAUUUGCUUGUUUUUAAUCAAAGUACUUGAACUUCUUGUUGGUGGGGAGCUAAUUGAGAAAGGUUGCCUUCAACGUGUCGUUUGAAUGUGGGUUGCUUCAUUUGUGUGCACACCUGCAAUGACGGCUUGGUGGGGGGGCCAUGUCAUUAAUUUCAUCAUUUCAGCCAAAAUACAUUUGUUAAAAGCUCGACAGGAAAAUUUUACAGUUAAUGAUCUCCAUUGUGUUUUGUAUUGGUGACCAUUUCAAUAAAACAUUUUUGUUUUAUA
Messenger RNA from Hippocampus zosterae (dwarf seahorse), 3097 nucleotides. RefSeq names its product RNA binding motif protein 25b (gene rbm25b). Bases 259 to 2688 code for a protein of 809 amino acids. NCBI's taxonomy places the organism in Eukaryota, Metazoa, Chordata, Actinopteri, Syngnathiformes, Syngnathidae. Gene Ontology annotation, molecular function: mRNA binding. The record is from RefSeq and is a predicted model, not a curated record. The transcript is spliced from 17 exons. Gene Ontology annotation, cellular component: spliceosomal complex. Gene Ontology annotation, biological process: regulation of alternative mRNA splicing, via spliceosome; mRNA processing.